This is a messenger RNA of Penicillium longicatenatum, 210 nucleotides long. RefSeq lists its product as uncharacterized. The coding region runs from base 1 to 210 and encodes 69 amino acids. The transcript is spliced from 2 exons. The record is from RefSeq and is a predicted model, not a curated record. Lineage: Eukaryota; Fungi; Ascomycota; Eurotiomycetes; Eurotiales; Aspergillaceae.
AUGUACGUUCUGUGUGUGAAGGAGAAGCUGAGGGGAAAUUGGCUUGGAAUUGAUCAGUCACAGUGGACUCCUCAAAAAGGCAAGAUUAUGGCGGCUCCUAAUGCCAUCGCAGCCACAGACAACCCGAGCACUGCACCGAAUCCAUCCCAUAUGUUUGGAACAAACCUUGCCGCAGCAUUGCCAGUCCCUGUCGCCUUCACAUCAGACUGA